UUACACUUCCUCAUUGGUCGGUCUCAGCUCUGCAAUGGCUUCUCUGUGGAAUUCUGGAGAGGAAUGAAGAAACCCUCAUAGAGAGAAAAAUGGCGGGAAAAUACGUGGCAUCAUCGUCUCUACCAAACCCUAGAGGCGGAAGCACCAGAUCUCCGAUCCUCCUUCUCACCUUCUCUCUCCUCUCCCUUUCUCUCCUUCUCUUUCUCUUCUCCAUCCUCCCCUCCCAUCCAAACCCCAACCCUAACCGUAACCCUAACCUUAACACUCUUCUACCUGAAUCCAGCUUCGUUGCUUCUCUCGAACACUUCCUCAUCUCCAAGUCCCCCAGAUCUCCUCCAAUUCGAGAUGAUACUGUUGGUUCAGAUGACCCGGAGGCUGUGAAGAAGCUCGAUGAUUUGGUGUGGCAGAGGGAGAUUCGGAGGGUGUACGAGGAUCCGUACUAUCCGGCGGCAUCGGGGGUGACGUCGGCCAUUAGGGUGUAUGUGUACGAGAUGCCGGCGAAGUUUACGUAUGAUCUGCUCUGGUUGUUUCGGAACACUUAUAAGGAGACUUCGAAUCGUACUUCCAAUGGUAGCCCCGUGCAUCGCCUGAUUGAGCAGCAUUCUAUUGAUUACUGGCUAUGGGCGGAUUUGAUUGCACCAGAAUCAGAAAGGCUUUUGACAAAUGUUGUCAGAGUGCAUAGGCAGGAGGAGGCGGACCUAUUCUACAUUCCAUUCUUCACAACCAUCAGCUUCUUCUUGUUGGAGCCAGAGCAGUGGAAGCCACUUUACAGGGUGGGGCCAAGCCUUAUGUGCUUUAUGCUAAGGACGAGUUUGAUGCACUCAUUGUUUGAUCAUAAUGAAAGACUAAUCACUUAUGGGGAAGCUUUGAAGUGGGUGACUGAUCAACCUGCAUGGAAACGGUCUGGAGGGAGGGACCACAUACUUCCAGUUCAUCAUCCAUGGUCUUUCAAGACUGUUCGGAAAUCCAUGAAGAAUGCAAUUUGGCUGUUACCAGACAUGGACUCCACAGGGAACUGGUACAAGCCUGGACAGGUUUCACUUGAAAAAGAUCUAAUACUUCCUUAUGUUCCAAAUGUCGAUUUGUGUGCUGCCAAAUGCUCAUCGGAAAGUGAAUCAAAGAGGAAGACACUUCUAUUCUUCCGUGGGAGGCUUAAAAGGAAUGCUGGGGGGAAGAUUCGUGCUAAGCUUAUGGCAGAACUAAGUGGUGCUGAUGGAGUGGUUAUAGAGGAGGGAACUGCUGGGGAAGGGGGGAAAGAAGCUGCCCAGAGAGGGAUGCGCAAGUCUAUUUUUUGCCUAAGUCCAGCUGGUGACACUCCAUCCUCUGCUAGAUUGUUUGACGCUAUUGUUAGUGGGUGCAUCCCUGUUAUAGUUAGUGAUGAACUGGAGCUUCCUUUUGAAGGAAUACUUGAUUACCGGAAGAUAGCUCUGUUUGUUUCCUCCAGUGAUGCUAUGCAGCCAGGUUGGCUUUUGACAUUUCUGAAAAGUAUCAGUCCUGCUCAAAUUAAAGAAAUGCAAAGGAACCUAGUCAAGUACUCGAGGCAUUUUGUAUAUUCCAGUCCAGCUCAACUCUUGGGUCCAGAAGACUUCGUGUGGAGAAUGCAGAUGGCGGGUAAGUUAAUGAACAUCAAGCUUCACACCAGAAGGUUGCAGCGUGUGGUGAGGGAAUCCAGAAGGCUCUGCACGUGUGACUGCAAGCGUGCCAACUUCACAGGCCCCUAGCUUCCCCUUCCCCCCAUUUAUUGCUUAUAUUUCUUUUGUAAACUUAUAUAUAUUUUGUGGGAGUUCAAAAUUGCUUAAACCAGAAGUUAGUUAGGUACCAGAUCUCGAUAUUUUUGUAGUGAUAUCUUUCUUUGUUUUGGAAUGGAUUGAUUCGACCAGAAGGGGAAAAAAAAGUGAAAAGUUGAUGGGCGUUUAUGAAUUCAUGAUAAAUAUAGGAGGUAUACGAGUUGCUUUUGA
Messenger RNA from Vitis riparia (riverbank grape), 1958 nucleotides. Its product is annotated as probable arabinosyltransferase ARAD1. The record is from RefSeq and is a predicted model, not a curated record. The coding region runs from base 90 to 1721 and encodes 543 amino acids. Lineage: Eukaryota; Viridiplantae; Streptophyta; Magnoliopsida; Vitales; Vitaceae. The transcript has 10 exons. Gene Ontology annotation, molecular function: glycosyltransferase activity.